AUGAGUGAAAAGAAUAGUCGUAUUGCCAUUGUCAAUCCUGACAGAUGUAAGCCUAAAAAGUGUCGUCAAGAAUGUAAACGUUCUUGUCCAGUUGUCAAGACAGGUAAAUUAUGUAUUGAAGUCACUCCCACUUCAAAGAUUGCCUUUAUUUCAGAAGUUCUUUGUAUUGGUUGUGGUAUCUGUGUUAAGAAGUGUCCAUUCGAUGCAAUUCAAAUUAUCAAUCUUCCAACUAACUUAGAGUCCCACACAACUCAUCGUUAUUCUGCUAACAGUUUCAAGUUACACAGAUUACCAACUCCAAGACCAGGUCAAGUUCUUGGUUUGGUCGGUACAAAUGGUAUCGGUAAGUCAACCGCUUUGAAAAUUUUAGCUGGUAAGCAAAAACCAAAUUUAGGUAGAUUUGAUGAUCCACCUGAAUGGUCCGAAAUUAUCAAAUACUUCCGUGGUUCUGAAUUACAAAACUAUUUCACUAAAAUGUUAGAAGAUGAUAUCAAAGCCAUUAUCAAACCACAAUAUGUUGAUAAUUUACCAAGAGCUAUCAAAGGUCCAGUUCAGAAAGUUGGUGAAUUAUUAAAAUUAAGAAUGGAAAAAUCACCUGAAGAUGUCAAGCAAUACAUUAAAAUGUUGCAAUUAGAAAAUGUCUUGAAGAGAGAAGUCGAAAAAUUAUCCGGUGGUGAAUUACAAAGAUUUGCUAUCGGUAUGUCUUGUGUUCAAGAUGCCGAUGUUUACAUGUUUGAUGAACCAUCCUCUUAUUUGGAUGUUAAACAACGUUUAAACGCUGCUUUGAUCAUUAGAUCCUUAUUAGCCCCAACUAAGUAUGUCAUUGUUGUUGAGCACGAUUUGUCCGUUUUAGAUUAUCUUUCUGAUUUCGUUUGUAUCUUAUAUGGUGUUCCAUCUGUCUAUGGUGUUGUCACUUUGCCAUCUUCCGUCAGAGAAGGUAUCAACAUUUUCUUGGAAGGUCACAUUCCAUCUGAAAAUUUGAGAUUCAGAACUGAAGCUUUACAUUUCAAAUUGGCAGAAGCAAGUGAUGACCUAAAGAAUGAUGCUACUCGUGCUUAUACCUAUCCAUCAAUGAGACGUACUCAAGGUGAUUUCAUUUUGAAUGUCGAAGCAGGUGAAUUCUCUGAUUCUGAAAUUUUGGUUAUGAUGGGUGAAAAUGGUACUGGUAAAACUACUUUAAUCAAGUUACUAGCUGGUGCUAUCCCAGCUGAUGACGGUACUGAAGUUCCAAAAUUAAAUGUUUCCAUGAAACCACAAAAAAUUGCUCCAAAGUUCCCUGGUACUGUCAGACAAUUAUUCUUCAAGAAAAUUAGAGCUCAAUUCUUGAACCCACAAUUCCAAACUGAUGUUGUUAAACCUUUAAGAAUUGAUGAUAUCAUUGAUCAAGAAGUUCAACAUUUAUCCGGUGGUGAACUACAAAGAGUUGCCAUCGUUUUAGCCUUAGGUAUCCCAGCUGAUAUUUACUUAAUUGACGAACCUUCUGCCUAUUUAGAUUCUGAACAACGUAUUAUCUGUUCUAAGGUUAUUAGAAGAUUUAUUUUACAUAACAAGAAGACUGCUUUCAUUGUUGAGCACGAUUUCAUCAUGGCCACCUAUUUGGCAGACAAGGUUAUUGUCUUUGAUGGUACCCCAUCCAAGAAUGCUCGUGCCACUGCUCCAGAAUCCUUACUAACUGGUUGUAACAGAUUCUUGAAGAAUUUAAAUGUCACUUUCAGAAGAGAUCCAAACUCUUUCAGACCAAGAAUCAAUAAAUUAGAUUCUCAAAUGGAUAAAGAACAGAAGUUAUCUGGUAAUUAUUUCUUCUUAGACAAUUCUCAAGUUUAA
Molecule: messenger RNA, 1824 nt
Organism: Kazachstania africana CBS 2517
Lineage: Eukaryota; Fungi; Ascomycota; Saccharomycetes; Saccharomycetales; Saccharomycetaceae
Gene: RLI1
Product: Fe-S cluster-binding ribosome biosynthesis protein
Exons: 1
Coding region: 1-1824 (607 amino acids)
Biological process (GO): translational initiation; translational termination; ribosomal subunit export from nucleus
Molecular function (GO): ATP hydrolysis activity; iron ion binding; ribosomal small subunit binding
Source: RefSeq, a predicted model, not a curated record